AUGUCGCAGUCACGGCGAGCGGACGAAGAUGCGAAUAGCAUAGAGGCGGCGGCGGCGGCGGCGGUGGCGGACCAGGAUGUGUGCGCUACACAUCCGCAACGUGUUAGCGGGCUGCGGCGGUUUUUCCACGCGCACCAAUUGUACGAGAGCGUGCAACCAAUUUUCAUAAUCACCUUUUGGCAUGGCCUAACCCCGUUCUUUAUUAAGAGUGAUGGCACAGGCAAUAAGAAACUGAAAGAAUCGAUUUUCGGUUACUUGAAUACGCUGUUGCAUAUAACGAUUUAUGUCGGGUGUUAUGUUAUGACAUUGAUGAAUAAUUUCGAAACUAUUGCGGGUUAUUUCUUUAACACGGGCAUCUCACGUUUCGCUGACACUAUGCAGAUUGUGAGCGGUUUAAUUGGCAUAACGGUGAUUUAUUUUACCGCCAUUUUGCCGAAACAUCGCUUGCAGCAUAGUUUACGCAUUAUGCAGGAUAUGGAUGUGUUGUUGCAUAGUGUUGGUGUUAAGAUACUGUACAGUAAACUGUUGCGUUAUUCCUAUCUGAGUUUAUUGGUCGUUUUCGCCGUGGACACAGUGUACUCUUGUGGAAAUUUUUUAUUAUUGAAAUCGGCUGAGCUGGAGCCGUCAACGCCGCUUUAUAUUGUCUUUACACUGCAACACACCGUUAUAUCGAUCGCAACUGCGUUGUUUCAAGGCAUUGCGAAGAUGUUGGAGUUGCGUUUGGUUAUGUUGAAUAAGGUUUUAAAGAAUCUGGCACAUCAAUGGGACAACAGUAUUGUCAAACCAUUACCAAAACAACGCUCACUGCAAUGCUUGGAUAGCUUCUCCAUGUACACUAUAGUUACGAAGGAUCCUUGUGAGAUUAUACAGGAAUCCAUGGAAAUACAUCACAUGAUUUGUGAUGCUGCAUCAACAGCAAAUAAAUAUUUUACUUAUCAACUUUUAACUAUAAUUUCCAUUGCAUUCUUAAUAAUCGUCUUCGAUGCCUACUACGUGCUGGAGACUUUGUUGGGUAAAUCGAAGCGAGAGAGUAAAUUUAAAACUGGCGAAUUCGUUACAUUCUUUUCGUGUCAAAUGGUUUUAUAUCUCAUUGCGAUCAUAUCAAUUGUGGAGGGCAGUAAUCGUGCUAUCAAGAAGAGUGAAAAAACCGGCGGUAUUGUCCACACGCUACUUAACAAAGCCAAGAACGCUGAAGUGAAGGAAAAACUGCAACAAUUUUCCAUGCAGUUGUUGCACUUGAAAAUAAAUUUCACCGCUGCUGGUUUAUUCAAUAUAGAUCGCACACUUUAUUUUACGAUUAGUGGUGCUCUCACUACCUACUUAAUUAUACUUUUACAAUUUACAUCUUCUAAUACUUCAGAUGACCAUGCUGCAGCUCACACACAUUUGAAUGCCAGUUCAACAGCCGGCAUAAAAUAAACAUAUUUUACUAUCAUAUUAUAUAUGUAAGGCGAUGGUUCAAUAUGUAAGAGCUUCUUAUUUUAUAAUUUAUCUAUGCAGAAAACAUAGAUAUAAUCAAUACAUAGAAGUGUAACUAGUUUUAAAUG
Messenger RNA from Ceratitis capitata (Mediterranean fruit fly), 1547 nucleotides. RefSeq names its product putative gustatory receptor 28b (gene Gr28b). Gene Ontology annotation, cellular component: neuronal cell body; axon; dendrite. The transcript is spliced from 4 exons. Gene Ontology annotation, biological process: sensory perception of taste. The record is from RefSeq and is a predicted model, not a curated record. Lineage: Eukaryota; Metazoa; Arthropoda; Insecta; Diptera; Tephritidae. Bases 1 to 1419 code for a protein of 472 amino acids.